Messenger RNA from Rubroshorea leprosula, 1548 nucleotides. The record is from the annotation of a GenBank genome assembly. Lineage: Eukaryota; Viridiplantae; Streptophyta; Magnoliopsida; Malvales; Dipterocarpaceae.
CCCAUUCCUCCGAUCUCCUCCUUCCCUCUGAAAAAUUUCAUCAAAGUUUCAAUAUUUUUCACAAACCAUGAUGGUUUUCUGUAAAAAGAGCGUGAAUUCCUUUCUAGGUACUCCCGGAGUUCCUUCGGAACCUAUAAAGUCACAGUCUAGCAAAUGCGGGCUGGGGUUAAUCACCAGCGACGCUCAGCGCCUGCCUAAUGUUAUUGAAUCCUCUGUUCUAAAGCCUGCUGCUCUUUCUCCACCGUUGCCGCUGCUGGCGGUGCCGGAGAAGAAGGACCCUGGUGGAAUUGGGUUUAUUGAUGAGGUCGGUGGUGGGGUUGAUGGGUUGAUGUCGUGCACGGAGAGUUUGGGGUUUGAGAGCUCUGACGAGAGGAGGUUUGAUGAUGGGAUGGGUUUUUGUGAGUCGAAAGCUGCGUCGACGAGUGGUGCCAGUACGGCGAGGCGGACGAAGAGUGGGUCUGAACGUUGGAGGGAGAGGAAGAAGAAAUUCCCACCGCCCCUCUCGUCGUUGAAUCAGAACGGACAGCCUAGUUUUUAUCUCCGGCCGGUAAGGAAAGAUGGGAGAUUGGAACUCACCGAGAUCCGGAUAGACCGGCCAGAAACCCUCCGCGCCCACCGUGAAGGCGGCCGCCUAACAUUGCAACUCGUGAGAAACGACCAUUAUUUCCUUCCCAUUGACGAAGAGCAAGAAUUAGAAGAAAAUAAAGAAUUGAAAUUUCAAUUACAGGAAGAAAAUGAGGAAAUAGAAGGAACGGGAGACAAUGGAAUCGGAGAGAAUUGGGGUUUUCGGGUGACUGGAGAGGGGUUGAGGAGGUGUCACGAGCUGCUAAUGAGUCAGCACAACCACCAUCACCACCCCAACAACCUCCACGUGUGGCGGCAGCACUGCGUUCCGACAAGUUAAAUGAUUAUUAAUUAGUAGCUGGAAUAACUACGUGGAGUUAUAAAAUGGAACUAAAAAUAGACCAAAGGGAGUUCAUCUGUCUGGCACUGUUUGUUUCUCGGGAAAUGUUUUUCAUUGUUGUUAUUUUUUUUCAGAAACAGCGAAUCAAAGCUGGAUAUAUGUGUCUUCAUCAAAACGUGGAAAAGAAAAAGCUUGAUGUGUCUUAACCCGAAUUUGGGUGGUGAAAAAGGCUUGUCUGGAUAAGGGAAUAAAAAUUGGGAAAGAAAUAUCUGUUUUGACAGCGUCAUCAGCGCUCAGCAGGGCAGAAAGAGAAGAAAGAUUUUAGUUUCAUUUUUACCAAAUUUAGAAGUUUUAGUUUUGACUCUCCUUUUUUUUUUUUAGUUGUCCUCAUAUUUUGGAAGAUUAUCGUCUUGAGUUACGAAUAAUGAAAAAAAAAUGUGUCCAAAAAAAAAAGGGGGGCAAGCUAGACUCUAUGUUUGGUUCAAGAAACUAGGUCCUAGUCUUUUUAUUGUCAUUUGAGAGUAAAAACCUUAAUGGGCCACAUUUGCUACCCUUGUAGGUAAAACAUGUUUGGUGUUUAUGGACGAGGCCGUUUGCAGUUCCAAAAGAGUGAAUCAACUAGAUAAUAAAUGGAAUUUCAGUUU